This is a messenger RNA of Prunus armeniaca (apricot), 447 nucleotides long. NCBI's taxonomy places the organism in Eukaryota, Viridiplantae, Streptophyta, Magnoliopsida, Rosales, Rosaceae. The record is from the annotation of a GenBank genome assembly.
AUGCCUCACGAUCCAUCUCCUCCACAUCAUAUGCCUAUCUUGCCUUCAACAGAACAAGAAUUAGUGCAACACAAUGAUCAUGCACCGGAUGAACCUGAUAUAUCCUCCACCGAACUCUCAAGGCUGUCCAAUGUUCCCACGCAUCCUACGGUGACUCGGUCACGGUUAGGAGUUCAAAAACCAAAUCCUAAAUAUGCAAUGAAUUUUAUUGUUGAUACUAAAUUACUGGGACCCACUUGUUUUAGCCAGGCUAUGAAGCAAGAGGAGUGGAGACAAGCAAUGACACAUGAAUUCAAUGCCUUACAGCGCAAUGGCACAUGGCAACUAGUUCCGUUUCGGUACAAUAUGAACAUGCUGCCAAAUAAAUGGGUUUUUAAAAUUAAAAGGAGAGCAGAUGGGUCCAUAGAACGCUAUAAAGCAAGACUUGUCGCCAAUGGUUUUCAUUAG